CGCUUUCACCAAGUCUUCGUUGAACAUCGUUUUCCGCACGUCUUGUCCCUUUCAUCCUAUCGCUUUCCUCAAGUCUCCGUUGAACGUCGCUUUCCGCAUGUCAUUGUCGUGGGGCUCGGGCUCGACUUGGUCGGCCGAGCCGAGCAGGGAGGACGAGCGGAGCGCAGAGCCGGGCAGGAAGGACGAGCAGAGCGCAGAGCCGGCAGGAAGGACGAGCGGAGUGCAGAGCCGGGCAGGAAGGACGAGCGGAGCGCAGGGCUGGGCAGAAACGUCCAAGCCCGAUCCUUUGGAAAUUUAUGCUGAUGUCAGCCCUAGGCUGGUGUGGGGUUAUUCCCCAUCAGAAGCCCCCCACUCUCCGGGUUCCAUGGCACCUAGCAGUGGAGCGCGUGAGAGUAGAAAGCACCGUGCCGAGCACGGGCUCGUGCUCGGCAGUCAGGGUUCCGUACCCCAGGGCGGCCAAGCGGAGCAGCCAGGUUCCCCAUCCAUUGAGGAAAUCGCGGCCGUAGAGGUGCCCGGGGAAACUAAGCCCCGCCUUCAGAAGCGCACAUUGCUCGUGGACUCGCUCAUCCGCGAGUGCAAUUGCGACUUGUCGAGUGACGAGUUCCUCAAGGCGAUGCGCUACGCCGGCCCCCUCGUGACCGUUCGUCGCCCAACUCCGGAGGAGUCGGUCUUCGACGCUCCUCCGGGCUACUUCGCCAUCCAUCUCAAGUCCCUUGAGAGCGGCUUCCGCUUCCCCUUGGAGUCUUUGGUCACCGACUUUUUCAAGUACUUUGACUUCCUCCCGUGUCAAUUGGUGCCGAACUCGCACCGGUACUUGGCGGGGUUCUUGAUCCGUUGUCGGGAGAUGGGCGUGUGGGCCGACCUUGAGCGCCUACUGACCUUGUUCCGAGUGGCGAAGUCUUCCGGGUCGGAUGGGGGUUCUUUUGCCGCCCUCUGCCAGCGGCAAGAGAGACUUUUUAGAACGAAGAAGGAAUCCAACAGGACUUGGAAGUCCAAGUUUGUUUUCGUCUCCGUGGGGGCGGCCUCCCCCUUCCGAGACACUCCCCUCAGCUCUUUUCGCAGACGGUCCAAACCCUUUGCCUCUUCCAAGGCUAUUGCUGACACGGACAAGUUGUGUUCGGGCGGCCCUUACGAGCUCGGGGUCUUAGUGAACGACGAAGCUCUCGCCAAGCUCGGGUUCGUCUUCCAUGAUGAAGACGAGCCCAAGCGCCGGGUCGUCCAGAGUCAGCUUGAGGAGGGGCCAUCAGAGGAGCGCCAAGCACGAGUGUUUGACCUUCAUCCGGGAAGAACAUCCGGGUAUGGUCUGCAUUCGGUCUUCCUCCUGCGGAGGAGCGCUGAGCACGGGUGUUCAAGCGAGCUCUUUUCGCAAAAACUUCAUUCCAUUGAGUUCAACCAAAAAGAUUUCUGGUCACUUGUAUAGUUUCGGCCCUCCAAAGUGUACCCCGGUGCCCUAGUGCGGACCAACUUGGCCUUUACUGCAUCGUCCGGGAGGCGCCACCCUUCGAGAAGGCAACUAUGUCGUCCAUCCAAUCUCUCGGCCGAGCACAGAUCAUCGCCACGGGGAAGGCGUGGAUGCUCGG
Molecule: messenger RNA, 1580 nt
Organism: Cuscuta campestris
Lineage: Eukaryota; Viridiplantae; Streptophyta; Magnoliopsida; Solanales; Convolvulaceae
Source: the annotation of a GenBank genome assembly